Molecule: messenger RNA, 1575 nt
Organism: Aspergillus novofumigatus IBT 16806
Lineage: Eukaryota; Fungi; Ascomycota; Eurotiomycetes; Eurotiales; Aspergillaceae
Exons: 2
Coding region: 1-1305 (434 amino acids)
Molecular function (GO): hydrolase activity, acting on carbon-nitrogen (but not peptide) bonds
Source: RefSeq, a predicted model, not a curated record
AUGCCCACCAUGGAGCCGGGCGAUGUCCCUCCAACCUACAGGAUUGAUCUCUCUCGCCCCCCAGCAGAGCGAUACGUUGAAGUUGCCAAGAAGUAUCGCAACGAGCUCAGGUCGCUUACAGCUCUCUUCGAUAGCCUGGUCGAGAGCAUCGCACCCAGUACCUCGCUGGAAUGGGUCAAACGCCUCGCGCGCUUAUUCUUGCGCCGCGCAACCGGGAUCGAGAUGUAUCUGAUCGUCUCACUGAAUGUUCUCCUCGAUGUGCUGAUGGGUUGCACGAGCGGUGCGGCCCGGGCACAAGACAAGGAUAUGACGUCUCGCAUGCUGCAUUUCCGAACGCUGGAUUGGGGGAUGGAUGCGUUGCGGCGCGUGCUCGUGCAGUUUGAGUAUGUCCGCGGGCCGGAUUACGAGACCGUGCUGGCGACGAAUAUCACCUACAUUGGGUUUGUGGGUGUGUUGACCGGUGUCCGGAAGGGGUUGAGUGUUUCGUUGAAUUUUCGACCGAACCAUGAUUUGGGUGGGUGGUUGGGUGAUUUGCGGUUCUAUGGGAGCCAUCUUCUUGUUAUGCUGGGCUUGAGGAGAUCGAUUUCGUCGAUGCUGAGGCAGUAUAUCAUUCCGCGGGAGGAUCCACGGGGGACUUUGUUUGGUCGCAUGCUGGGCGUAUUGGUCAAGAGACGUCAGAGGGUUGAGAAACCGACACUGAGCAGUAUCUGCCAGCAGGUUAUGCGCACGCCAUCUACAGCGUCGUACCUGGUUUUAUGUGACGGCGCUGAAGCCGCUAUGAUUGAAAAGGAUCAUCGGACCGCGAGGAUGGACUCCAGUUCAUCGUUCAUCGUUGCUACAAAUAACGACUUCCUCGGUUCAGAGCUUCCUCCGAAGGAAGGGGACACCGAUAUAUCUUUUGGCGCGGCGCUGACCAGUGGAGAGCCCAUCUCGAUGACCGACUUCAUCCAAGAUAGUAAAGAGCGAAGAGCAUGUAUGCAAGCACACUGGGACAAAAAGGUGGCUCAAGCUGGAAGGUCGGCCCACGGUGUGAAACCACGUCAUGAUCCUUUGCGUCGCACACGCUCCUCUCGAAGUCGAGUGGCAGAUCCAGUCGGUUCGACAUCUACCUCCUUGGGCAAAGAGAGUGCAGGCACAUUUGAGAACCAUGAGGUAGCCGCCACACCGGCAGAAAUAAUACAGUGGACGGCGGCAUAUCCAACAACCAACGAGAUGACGCAUUUCUCAGCGGUCAUGGAUCCAACAAGUGGAAGGGUCAUCUGGAUUCGGAGGUUCCGUGAUCCUCUCGAUUUCCAUAUGUGGUAAUCUCCUGGAGAGGUACCAUAGCCAUUGUCAGAAUCAAAAUUUGAUAGCAUGAGCAAGAACGUGAGGAACGCAUAGUUUCGCUCCAAUAAACAGCCAAGGCCGUUGCCAUCACCCGAAUGCCUGUAACAAGGGCUCAGUAGGACUAUCCAGAGCUUUGAUCGGCCAUUCCAACCACUCAGUCCAAUCCGGGCCCAGGAAAUCACGAAUAGACUCGAUAAGGAAUCGGCCCCCAUCGCCAAACAUCCACGAAUCCCGGCACGAAUGAAGUAA